This is a messenger RNA of Rotaria sordida, 864 nucleotides long. Lineage: Eukaryota; Metazoa; Rotifera; Eurotatoria; Philodinida; Philodinidae. The record is from the annotation of a GenBank genome assembly.
AUGAAUCUAAAUGCAACAUUAACCUCAACUGUUAGUCGUAGUUUAGUAGAUUUGAAUUCAUCAAUGUUAAAUAAUAGUAUUGGUGCACCAACACCAAAAUUAGUUUCAUCGGAGACAACAAAGACACCUCUAUCAGGAACAAAUUUAAUAGUACCUGAAUGGAAUUUUUCUUUUUGUUUUUUUUUUAAUUUUCUAUGUGCUCUAUGUUCAAAAUCGAUACAUAUUUAUCCGAUUAAUUCAAAUUUACCACCACAAAUAAAAGUUUUAUUCAUAUCACGUUAUGAAUUAGUACAUGUAACAGAAGCACAAGUACGCGAACAAGUUUAUAAACUUUAUUCAAAUAUGUAUAAACAAUUAUUUGAUGUAUUUGAUUAUCAAGAUGCAAAAUGGAAUCAAUUAAUGAUGCAUAGAAUUGAAUAUUUAAGACAAAUGAAUAAAAUAAAAAAAGGAAUGAUGGAAUUAGAAGAAACUAAACGUAUAAAUAAAGAAUUAUUAAACAUUUUUCAAGGACACGAACAAUUUAUUCAUCAAGAUCAUGAACGAUAUCAACAAAAUAUUCGACAAUAUCAAUCAACAAUUUCACCAGCACGACCAUCAUCAGUAGCUUCAUCAACAUCAUUAAAUAUUGGACAACAACAACAGCGACAACAAACAAAUCAUAAUCCUUCAUCUAUGAUAAAACCAAUGGUUACAGGACCAUCACCAAAUCUUCAACAUCAUCAUGUACCUCCACCUGAACCUGAUAAAUUAAUGACAUAUGAACAAGCAAUGAUAUAUGCACAUCCAGCAUUAAAAGAUGCUUUACGUUUAGCUCAUCGACGUAAAAUGUCGUCGAAAAAUAGUGGAACAAUUACUCCAAAAUAG